CAGCCCCAAAUGCUACUUAUUAGCUGAAUAGGGAUCAUGUGACUUCUAGGCUGUGAGCUUGUCCAGCCCCCUAAUACACUCAGCUGACAGUGAAGAGCCAGCCAAACAGGAGAUUACAGAUGAACUGAAAACACAAAAUGAAAGCUUUUAUAAUUGGCAUUGGAGGUGCCACUAAUGGUGGGAAAACAACACUUUCUCAGAAACUAUUUAAACAACUUCCAAACUGCACCCUUAUCAGACAGGAUGACUAUUUUAAGCCAGAGUCAGAAGUGGCAACAGAUGAAAGAGGAUUUAAACAGUAUGAUGUGCUUGAGUCCUUAGAUAUGGACUCCAUGAUGAUAUCUGUAAAUUCCUGGAGUAUGCACCAUAAAGAAGUUGAGAUUUCAACUAUGCAACUUAAGGAAAUGCAAAGCACAUGGAAAGAAGAGGCACAUUUUUUAAUUAUUGAUGGCUUUCUCCUCUAUAACUACGAACCUUUGGACAAAUUGUUUAAUAGAAGAUAUUUUAUGACUGUUCCAUAUGAUGAAUGCAAGCGGCGUAGAAGUACUAGAGUUUAUGAGCCACCAGAUCCACCAGGGUUUUUUGAUGGUCAUGUGUGGCCUAUGUAUCUUAAGCACAAGGAACAAAUGGAAGAAGUUCAAAGUGAUAUAGUUUACCUGGAUGGUACUAAACCAGAAGAUGACAUUUUUAAUGUGGUUUAUGCUGAUGUAUCAAAAUUGACUUGUGUUCAUGAAAAGUCUUGAAAAGUGAAAUAAAGGACUCACCCAGCAUGACAUAGAUUGCAGAUAUCAAUUCUAGCUACAACAUCUAAAAAAAAAAAAAAAGUGUAAUUUUCUCAUAAUGUUAUAAAUUAUUUGUAAGAUGCAUAUUGCCUAUAAAAUUAAAUGUCUCUCAGCUAUAUGGAAUAAAGAUAUAAGUAUAUUAACAAUAAAAGAAACACAAAAGAACAACAA
This is a messenger RNA of Bombina bombina (fire-bellied toad), 953 nucleotides long. RefSeq names its product nicotinamide riboside kinase 1 (gene NMRK1). NCBI's taxonomy places the organism in Eukaryota, Metazoa, Chordata, Amphibia, Anura, Bombinatoridae. Gene Ontology annotation, cellular component: cytoplasm. Bases 138 to 743 code for a protein of 201 amino acids. The transcript is spliced from 9 exons. The record is from RefSeq and is a predicted model, not a curated record.